UUGAUCAGCUUUACGAUUUGGGAAUUUAGUGUAUGGGAUUUAUGCUACAGUCCAAAUGGACACCACUUAGUGGUCGCUGGCGGAAAUUCAGUUCAUGUCCACCGGGCCGAGUGUGGCACAUUAAUAAAAGCUCUUAAAGGCCAUAAAGAUGUCGUUGUCUGUGUUGACUAUAGUUUUGAUGGCUCUUUUUUUGCCAGCGGUUCAUUAGAUAGAUGUGUAAUAGUGUGGAAAGCAGCGACAUUUGAAGGAUUCUUGAAAUACACUCAUAACGAGAGCAUUCAGGCUCUGAGUUUCAACCCGAAGGUUUCCCUACUUGCUAGCAGCGCUGUUGGGGAUAUUGGAUUUUGGGCACCAGAUCAGAAAUCUGUUACCAAAACAAAAGUACCAUAUAGAGCAUUAACAUUAUCUUGGACAUCAGAUGGAAAUCUAUUGGCCGUUGGAUUGCAGAACGGGUCAAUCUCGGUCCGUAAACAGGAUGGAACGGAAGUCACCACUAUCAAUCGGAAUACAAGUCAAAUGAUAUGGGAUCUGAAGUGGAACUUUCUUCGGUUCGUAUACACUCAACUUUAUAAUUAUAACAUGAAAUUUUAG
This is a messenger RNA of Dibothriocephalus latus, 591 nucleotides long. Lineage: Eukaryota; Metazoa; Platyhelminthes; Cestoda; Diphyllobothriidea; Diphyllobothriidae. The record is from the annotation of a GenBank genome assembly.